This is a messenger RNA of Pyricularia grisea, 3576 nucleotides long. RefSeq lists its product as uncharacterized. Gene Ontology annotation, molecular function: ATP binding; enzyme activator activity; DNA binding. Gene Ontology annotation, cellular component: nucleus. Bases 188 to 2836 code for a protein of 882 amino acids. The record is from RefSeq and is a predicted model, not a curated record. NCBI's taxonomy places the organism in Eukaryota, Fungi, Ascomycota, Sordariomycetes, Magnaporthales, Pyriculariaceae. Gene Ontology annotation, biological process: DNA repair; iron-sulfur cluster assembly; regulation of DNA repair. The transcript is spliced from 4 exons.
AGCCGCUCGGCUCAGAGGCAAACACCUAAAAAACCACCGAAACCCCUUCACGUUUCUCCACCGAACCUUCAACCUCAACGGGCGACAAAGAAUAAACAACAGCACCACCUACUACAGUUCUUUUUGCAUGAGAACCUAAAAAAGUCCAACAGCAAAAGACUACACAUAUACUACGAAAAAAAAAAAAAUGAACACACCACAAUUAUUUCGGAGGACGACUCCCUUCGUCUGCCGCGCCUGUCGUGCCGCCCGCAGCAGAUACGAGCACAGCAGCAGCAGCAGUAGCACCAGCAGAAGCAGCACCCCGGCGAGCCUCAUCCGUCAUUUUUCCUCGAGGCCGGCCGCUGCGAGGGCGGCCACCACUUUCCAGUCCUACAGUCUCCCCAGCCACCCGCCGACGGCGCGGCCACGGAACACAGACGUUUCGGUCGAGACUUCCAUCACGCAGCCAAUCGAGAUGCCACCGCUCCCGCGCGUGCACGAGACGAGACCGCCGCAGGAUGUUGGUAAGGCGCUGGGAAACAGCAGUAGCAGCAGCAGCAGGGGGGGCGGGGAGGAGAAACCUGUGAUACCCGAGGUGGAGGCGCAGGAGUCCAAGGAGCAGUUUGUACCGGAGGCGACGAGGGAGAAGGCGGCGCAGCAGCAACAACAAGCAAAGGAGCAGCCAUCCUCCACAGCUUCGCAGGCGGCAGCGACACAACAGCCGGCGGAGGGCAAGGCGGCGCCGCGAAAGUCGAGACUGCGGGCGCCGCGCAAGGCUGCCAUGAAGCUCACUCCGGCGGCCGUGGAGCAGCUGCGGACAUUGUUGGAUCAGCCGGAGCCCAAGCUCAUCAAGGUCGGGGUGCGGAACCGGGGUUGCAGCGGGCUGGCAUACCACCUUGAGUUUGUGGACAAGGCGGGCCCGUUUGACGAAACCGUCGAGCAGGAUGGCGUCAAGGUCUUGAUUGACAGCAAGGCGCUGUUUAGCAUCAUCGGUAGCGAGAUGGACUGGAUUGAGGACAAGUUGAGCCAGAGAUUCUUUUUCAGGAAUCCUAACAUCAAGGAGGAAUGUGGCUGUGGCGAGAGCUUCAUGACCUCUUCACCAUCCCGACACCAAACCAUCUCUAGCAUGGUCGAAUGUCCCAUCUGCAACCGAAACGUGCGUGCCACCGCCAUCAAUAGCCACAUCGAUUCCGGCUGCGAGACAGGCCUGGUCGAAAAUGAGGGCAAUGGCAGGAAUUCCUCACCACCGGUGACAGACGGUGCAAACAGCAGCUCUAUCCCGUCCUCGACGGCACACAAUCCCCCCUCGGCAACGCAGAAGAGAUCCGCAUCUACCUUUUUCCAGACCCCCGCCGCGAAGCGCCAUGCAAACGCAAACACGAGGGUCGUGACGGCGUCCGUGCCGGCCAAGACAAACGGCACGAAGCGUACCUUUGACGAGGGUCCCGGACAGAGCUCUCCGGCGGAGCACAGCCACCCCGACGGCGCCGUCUUUACAUCAGUCUCGACCACGAUAGCGGGCCCGUCUAGCAAACGCGUCAAGCCGAACCGCGCGGCGCCGUUGGCGGAGCGGAUGCGGCCCCGGACUCUGGAUGAGGUUUACGGACAGGACCUCGUGGGCCCUAGCGGCGUACUCAGGUCGCUGAUCGACUCGGACCGGGUCCCGUCCAUGAUACUAUGGGGCGGUUCCGGGACGGGCAAGACGACCAUCGCGCGCUGCAUAGCGCAGACGGUCGGGUCGCGGUUCGUGGAGCUCAAUGCUACGUCUACGGGGGUCAAUGAGUGCAAGAAGCUGUUCCAGGAGGCAGCGUCGGAGCUGGGGUUGACGGGCAGACGGACCAUCAUCUUUUGCGACGAGAUACACCGCUUCAACAAGGCGCAGCAGGACGUCUUCCUCAAGCCGGUCGAGGCCGGGACCAUCACGCUCAUCGGGGCCACGACGGAGAAUCCGAGCUUCAGGGUGCAGUCGGCGCUGCUGUCGAGGUGCAGGACGUUUACGCUUGCAAAGUUGACCAGCGAGGACGUCCAAAAGAUAUUGGUGCGGGCGUUGGAUGAGGAGCAUAAGAGUGCGGGGGAUGAGGUGCAGCCUGCGAGUCCGCUCAUAGACGCCGAGAUGAUAGCAUAUCUUGCGAAUUUCGCCGACGGCGACGCAAGGACGGCUUUGAACCUUCUGGAGCUUGCGCUGUCUCUGACCAGGCCGAGGAUAGACGGCGAUGGUGACAUCGCGGCGGGGCCUGUCGCGCUGACCAAGGAGGAUGUGAAGAAUGCACUGACCAAGACGCUGGUUUACGACCGGGCUGGAGAUCAACAUUACGACAACAUAUCCGCCUUCCACAAAUCAAUCCGCGGCUCCGACCCAGACGCAGCGCUGUACUACCUCGCGCGCAUGCUGCAGUCUGGCGAGGACCCGCUGUUCAUCGCGCGGCGGCUCGUGGUGGUGGCAUCGGAGGACGUGGGCCUUGCCGACAACACGCUCCUGCCACUAGCCACAGCGGCCUACACGGCGGCGCAGCAGAUCGGCCUACCCGAGGCGCGGAUCCCGCUCGCGCACGCGACUGUAGCUCUCUGCCUGGCGCCCAAGAGCACGAGGGCGUACCGUGGCCUGAACAACGCCUUUGCCGCGCUGAGGGAGCCGGGAGUUGCGGCGCUGCCUGUACCCAUCCAUCUGCGCAACGCGCCGACGAGGUUGAUGAGGGAGAUGGGCUACGGUGCAGAGUACAAGUAUAAUCCAAACUACAAGGAUGGCAAGGUCAAGCAACAAUAUCUGCCUGAUGACUUGGUCGGGAGGAGGUUCCUGGAGGAUCGGGACCUCGGGACAGAGAUCGAUCCUGAUUUGGGCGAGGAUGGGGGAUGAUUACACGAAUACCCUGGUGCACGAUGGUCUGGAGUUUACUGCUACAAUGGCGAGACUACUGUAUUCUAGGUUAAUGGAUUACAUGGCUUUGCUGUGCGUUCAUGUGGAUUCGGGCAAAAUCGCUUCGAUUUACAAGGGAGUUGUCUCUUGUUGUAUAAAUCUGUUUAAUAAGAACCCUGUAGAUCUAAUGCGAGCUCAUAACCUGAUGUGCCGACAUGCCGACAUAACUUCGUAUCUUUGACAGGCAGUAGGCGCAAGAUACGUGACAUGUUGCAGGUAGUGGUCAUCACGUGAUCGCUUCCAAAGCUCGGGGUUUCUACCAAUUGUUUGCUUGUCUUCCCCGCCAAAAUUCCCAUAAGCUGAUCGAUUUUCCUCGGUACUCAUCAUGCUCGACACACGGCAGUUGUUAUCCGUUGAAAACAAAAUCCUGGAACGCCAUCCAACAUGCGCAUUGCCACAAGAGACAGAAUUGCCCCAGCAAACAGAAUUGGCAACAUUCGAGCUGGUUACAAAUCCGCGUGGUCAUGAAUCGGGUAGCUUUGCACUUCCACUGUUGACAGAUGCGGGCACGAAUUUGAGUUUUUCUUGGCAUUAGAAUGCCAUGGUACGACUGGGCGCGGAAGUCGUCAAGUCAAGAAACACCCAAGGUAUCAAUCAGCGCCAUGCACUAUCAAAGCAAAAAAAAAAAAAAAAAACCAAGCCAUUCUUGUCAGGUCUAGGCGAUUGCUUUCUCGUCUUUG